This is a messenger RNA of Oryza brachyantha (malo sina), 1461 nucleotides long. Its product is annotated as F-box protein At4g00755-like. The transcript has 5 exons. Gene Ontology annotation, molecular function: protein binding. The record is from RefSeq and is a predicted model, not a curated record. The coding region runs from base 84 to 1118 and encodes 344 amino acids. NCBI's taxonomy places the organism in Eukaryota, Viridiplantae, Streptophyta, Magnoliopsida, Poales, Poaceae.
CUGGUGGCUCCCCUCCCCAGACUCCCAGGGCCCCAAGAGGUCAAGACCGACACGAAGCACAGCAAGCAACCCUUGGUUCCCCCAUGGCGGAGGACGACUGCAGGGGCAGUGACUUCCUCGAGUGGAUCGGCCCCGACGUCUCCGCUUGCAUCUUCCGCCGCCUCGACGACCCCGCCGACCUCGUCCGCUCCGCCGCCGUCUCCCGCUCAUGGCUCCAAUUCGUGCUCGAGAAAGUUGGGAUGAGCAUGUGCUUGCAGAUACGGCCAGAGGAUGCCAAUCUCGCAAAGGCGGAGGAGGAGGAGGUGAGCAGAUCGCGGCCAACGGCGCACGCCGAGUCCAGCCAUGGCGUCGAGCUCAAGAUCCGUGAGAGGGACUACAGGACGUACUCCUACGUCGAUGGCGCCCUCGUCCCCACCACCAUGCCCUCCGUUGAUUGCAUCCUGAACUGCGUUGGUGCCUCUAGCACCGAUCACUUCCCGGAAGAGAGCAUCGACAACACGCUCGUGCCGCAAGAUCGGCACCCCUGGUUCGACGUCUGGCAGGACGGCCCCGACGUGUUCGUGCCCUCCUACUGGUCCAGCGGCGGGCAGGACGAUCCCGACGCGCCGGAGAGCUUGACGUACAGGCUCAUAUCCGAUAUGUGCAUCAUAGAUGAGAUUAGGCUGCGACCGUUCGAAGCUUAUAUUCAGCCUGGAAAUCCUAUAUACUCUUCAAAGUCAGUGAGAUUUCGGCUGGGCCGUUCCAAGCUUCCUCGAGGAUCAGAGCCCUUUCUUAAUGAUGAAAAUCUAAUGGCACUUGCUGACGAAAAUUAUGUGUGGACUUACACAUCACCAGAGUUCCCUAUGUUGCAGGAAAAUGUACUACAGCCCUUCAAGCUCCCCCGUCCAGUCCUCUGCGGUGGUGUGGUGAAGGUUGAGCUUUUGGGUGCAGUGCAAAAGCAGGCAGCAGAUGAUAGGUACUACAUAUGUAUCUGCUACGCUCAAGUGAUAGGACGUUCACUUUGGCCAAUUUUCAUGCUCGACAUCUGUGAUCCUGUUGGUUAUUCGGUCUUCAAGUACUUGCCAGGUGCAAAAGACCUAUAUGGAGAGGAUGCAAAAUGCCACAGGAUCGCUGGGUAACACUCGCUUGUUGCUAGGUACAGGCACACGAGACAUCUCACGACAAUACGUGCUUGUUGGACAUGUCAGACAAUGAUCCAUUUGGGUAAGCGAACUUACGGGGUUUUACUGUCUGUAGUUUGUACGCCCUGCAAAUAUUUCUGAGGCAUUCUGCAACCUAGUUGAGAAAAUGCUGUUGUUCUGGUAGGUGUAAAGAGCAAAUGGUUUGUAGGUCUGCUCAACUUGAUCAUGCUAAUAAGCUAUGGUUUGCUCUGAUCUCUUGCCGAGCAUUAUGGCACAAUAUGAUAUAUAGUAUGUUGAUUGUGUACUCGCUGAGUGUAAAUCUUCCGAUUGUUUCAAACUA